AAUGAAGAGAGAGGUGAGAGAUAUAAGAGCAAUGUCGAGUGAGGGAAAUUUUUUUGGCAAGUGAUAGGAGAACCUUUCUGGUUUGGAGAGAGAGAGAGGCAAUAGGGCUGCUGAGCAAAGACCAGAAACUCCUGGACUAAUAAAAUGCCUGAUGAAAAGUUAAGUCCUAAAAGAGGCAAUGACGAGCGUGGAAGAAGAAAUCAUCCUCCUUGGAUGGCUUCUAAAAAGGAUGCUGGUCAUGAGGAAGAUAAUAAAAGAAUGAAGUCUAAGAAAGUUCAGGACCAUAACAGAGCGAAUAAUAGCAAUACCCUUUCUGAAGAAAAUGCCCGAGAUGAAGUAGCUCAAAGAUUGUUGCAGAGGGGUCAUGGAAAUUCAUCAGAAACUUCAGGUUUAAUGGAGAAUUCUGUUGAAAAGACUGAUCUCCAAUCUAGAAUGGGUACCAUGCAGUUUUCUAAACUUCUGGAAGGAGUGGUCUUUGCAUUAUCUGGGUUUGUUAAUCCUGAACGUGGUUUAUUGCGGUCGCAUGCAAUGGAGAUGGGGGCAGAAUAUCGAUCUGAUUGGAGUCCAGAUUGCACUCUCCUUGUUUGUGCAUUCCCCAACACCCCUAAAUUUAAACAAGUUGUGACUGAUUGUGGAACCAUUGUUUCAAAGGAAUGGAUUUCAGAGUGCUAUAAGCAGAAAAAACUGGUUGAGAUAGAUUGUUUCCUGAUGCAUGCUGGAAAGCCUUGGCGAAAACUCAAAAACUCAAGCCUCCAGGUUUCUCCAGAUCAAGAAAAUGCAUUGUGUGGAAAGCGUCCCAAGGCAGUUCAUGGAGUGCCACCCCCAAGUUCUAGUGGUUCUAGUGUGUUUAAGGAAAAAGCGUCUGAAUCCCAUAAAUUGCCCUUUUCUUCAUCUAAAGUCCAAGAAUGGGCUUCUCUUGAUUUCAACAGUACUAUAUCAUGGCUGCAGAGUCAAGAAGAGAAACCCGAGCCCAGAGAACUGAAGAGAAUUGCAGCUGAAGGGAUCUUAACUUGCCUGGAAGAUGCCAUCGAUGCUCUCAAGGAUAAAACAGAUGUUGCUCGUGUGAUUGAGAGGUGGAGCUCUGUCCCUCUGGUGGUAAAAGAAUUGGCAAAACUCGAGAGCAAGAAAAUUGGCACCAAUGCGCUUUCGAGGGAAGAGAUUCUAGAACAGGCUGUUGUUUGCAAAAGCAUCUAUGAAAAAGAGCUGCACCAUCUUGAAAUGCUUCCUAUGUCUGAUGAAAAGCACGAGGAUGAUGAUGAGAAAACAGAAUUAAUGACCGAUGAUGGAGGGGCUGAUAGUGACGAAACAAUUGAAAUGCCCGAAGAUGAAGUGGAUCAAGCUCUCAAAGAUAUAGUCUCUAGACAAUGAAAGUUAACUAUGAAUAAUAAACAUGUAUGUGCUGGUCUAUAGUUUGUGUGAUUAUAUGAGAUUUAGUGAGUUGCCCUUCAAAUGAUGGAAUUCCAUAAUUUCUUAACCCAAUUUUUCAAUGUGUCCUUUGAGUCAAAUUUGAAGGGCAUUUCUGCUCUUUUUGCCCUUUCUUUCUCUUUA
Messenger RNA from Amborella trichopoda, 1548 nucleotides. It is a transcript of the gene ATXRCC1, whose product is annotated as BRCT domain-containing DNA repair protein. The record is from RefSeq and is a predicted model, not a curated record. NCBI's taxonomy places the organism in Eukaryota, Viridiplantae, Streptophyta, Magnoliopsida, Amborellales, Amborellaceae. Gene Ontology annotation, biological process: double-strand break repair via nonhomologous end joining; single strand break repair; base-excision repair. Gene Ontology annotation, molecular function: damaged DNA binding.